AUGGCACUUCAUCCGGUCACAUUGUGUCUGAUCUGCAUCCUGACCUCCUCGGCUCGGUUGUCAUCACAACCAAUCAAUGUGAAUGGGAACCAGCAACUCGAAUACAGCCGAGGUAACGAAUGUGUCCUGGAACGUCGUGUUCACGAACUGUCGGACAAUCUGAUGAAUGCGCAAUUGCAAAUUCGUGAUUUGGAACGUCAACUGGCUCAGGCUCGACACGAGAGCGAGCACGUGUGUGAUAUGCGUCGUGAGAUGAGCGUGAGGGAGGGCAACCUAUUCAGUCCAACGGAGGUGGCUAUCAAAGAACAUACGCGACGCGUGAUCACCGAAUGUGCCGAGCAACGUGAGCUUUGUGCGCGUUUAGAAACCAGAUUAGCUGAGACCGCCGCUCGUCUGGAAUCGACCGAGACCAUUAAAGCUCAGGCCCGAGACGAGAUUGAACGUGUCGAACGGGACAAUGUGGCUCUGCGCGAUCACGUCAGACGAUUAGAAUGCGAAUUGACUUCGUCCGAGCUCAACCGGGAUGGACAUCGUGCAGAUAAAGAACGCUUCUUCCUCUAUCUGUGCAAACUGGCCUCGAAAGUCAAAAUUGACCAGGGCCUGGCCGUACGCAUGGACAUGACCGAGUUGCAAGAAGCAAUUCAAAUUCGAGUCGGUCAGCUGACAAGUGGUGAGUACACGCUACUCACCGAUGUGCAAGCGAACGCGGAUCGAGUGACUGGGCUAAAUCGGACAAUCAAACGACUGCAGGAUCAGCUGUCCAGUAAGGAGAUCCAGUUGAGCAUGUGGCGUGACAAGGCCGGAAAGCUGGAAGCAGAAGUG
Messenger RNA from Echinostoma caproni, 822 nucleotides. The record is from the annotation of a GenBank genome assembly. NCBI's taxonomy places the organism in Eukaryota, Metazoa, Platyhelminthes, Trematoda, Plagiorchiida, Echinostomatidae.